Molecule: messenger RNA, 1539 nt
Organism: Brugia malayi
Lineage: Eukaryota; Metazoa; Nematoda; Chromadorea; Rhabditida; Onchocercidae
Gene: Bma-atln-2
Product: Guanylate-binding protein, N-terminal domain containing protein
Exons: 11
Coding region: 1-1539 (512 amino acids)
Biological process (GO): endoplasmic reticulum organization; protein homooligomerization
Molecular function (GO): GTP binding; GTPase activity
Source: RefSeq, a predicted model, not a curated record
AUGUCAUUCGACAUAACGGCACCGUUUCAAGCCGGAUUUAGCACCCGUGACCAGAUAGAACAUCGCCAUAAAGUCCAUCCUGUGCAAAUAAUUGCUCCUCUUUCAUCUCAACCUAAUCGUUAUAAAUUUUUGGAGAAUUCACUUACUUCUGUGGUAAUAAUUAGUGUAGCAGGUGCAUUUCGAAAAGGCAAAAGUUUUCUGCUUAAUAUAUUUCUCGAUUACUUGUAUAGCUUACAAAAAUCGCAACAGAAUGAUACAACUUUGGAAUGGCUUUUGGAUGAUUCUCACUUAGGAGGCUUUCAUUGGAGACCCGGGAUGAAGCGUGACACAGCAGGAAUAUGGAUUUGGGGUGAACCAAUAAUGAUUGAAGCAGCAAACGGUGAAACAUAUGCUGUUGUAUUGAUGGAUACACAGGGUACAAUAGAUAAUGCAGCACUACCAUAUCAAAUGUCCAGUACCAUCUUCGCAUUGUCAACUCUGUUUAGUUCGAUACAAGUUUAUAACAUCGUUGAAACAAUACUUGAAGAAUCACUUUCAAAUUUAUCACUUUUUGUUGAGUAUGGACGAUUAGUAUUAGAUGAAGCUAACAAGUUCAAACCACCUUUUCAGACAAUUGUUUUUGUUGUCCGAGAUUAUAAAUCAUCCGAAGAAUGCUCAUAUGGAUUUGAAGGUGGUAUGGAAUACCUCAAAACAAUGCUCCAAACAUCAUCAUCUUAUCAGUCAAAUGAAUUGAGGGCUGUUCGAAGGGAAAUUCAAAGUUGUUUCGAACAAACGUUAUGUUUUUUAUUACCACAUCCAGGUCAUCGAGUUGCAGAUCAUGAAUCCUUCAGAGGGCUUGUAAAAGAUAUAAAACCGUUGUUUAAAGAGGAGGUGAAAAAAAUGACCGCACAUCUUUUGAAUCCACAAGCAUUGCAACCAAAAAUCGUAAACGGAAAGACGGUGACAUGCAGGAAAAUCACGGAUAUGUUCAGGGAGUUUGCCAAGACAUUCGACAGUUGUGUGAUACCGGAGCCACAAAUGAUCUUAGACACAAAUGCCCAAUUAAUAUAUUUGGAAGCAGCAAGUGAAGCAAAAAUAGCAUAUGUCCGGGGAAUGGAUCGGAUUUGUUUAAAAUCAGGAAUGUUACCGGAAAAAAGACUUCAUGAAGCACACAUUAAAUAUGGUAUUAUAGCUUUGAAUAUUUUUGAAAAAUAUCCAAAGAUGGGAAGCAGUGAAGUUCGAUCCAGAAAUCUCUCAACGCUACAACAAAAUCUAAAUAGCGAAUUAGAGAAGUACAAGCGAUUGAACAAAGAGAAACGUGUGACAAGUUGUGUGUCACGUAUGAUCGCAUGUGGUGAUUCCGUAUUUUUCGGUAUGGGUCUUGGAUCAGCUGCAUCAGCAGCUAUCGGUGGAGCAGUAUUAACGUUACAAGCCGGAAUGGUAAGUGCUGGUGUGAUUGCUAUACCGGUUUCACUUACAGCUUUGCUAGCAAUUUGGGCUUAUGUUUAUUAUAAGCCUAAAAUUCGCUCAUGUUUUCGUCAUAACUGUCAAAGCGUCUAA